UAUUGCCUCAUGGUUGUUAUUUAGUCAUAUCCUUGGCAUGAUCCAGUAUUCCAGUGUAUCUAUCUAUUUCUAAUCAAAGAACCCAUCGGGACAAAUAUCAUAUAUGGUCCCCUCUAUAUAAGAACCUUGAGACCCAUCCAGAGUAGGCCAAACAAAACAGCAUCAGCAAUGUCCAAUUAUUGCCAUAGGCGUUGUUCUCCUUUGGUCUCCAAGAUCAGAAGAGUUGCAUUUGUCAUCCAAUUGUUCUGCCUUGUGCUCGCACAAACAUCACUUGCUGAUGAGGCUUGCCGAUUGCAGGAGUUUUCAAGGUCCAGAAUGGAGAUGCAACAAGAUCGUCUAGACAAUGAAAUGCUCAUGAGUUGGAGCAUGGAUCAUCCAAUAUAUGUGGGUCUGCAAGAUGGGUUGAAGAAGGCUGAUAAGAUCAGUGAGCUUCCUGGGCAGCCAGAGAAGGCCGCCUUUGAUCAGUAUGCCGGCUAUGUCACGGUUGAUGCAACAUCUGGGAAGGCCCUCUUUUACUACUUCGCAGAGGCUGCUGAAGAUCCAUCUACCAAGCCAUUGGUCCUGUGGCUCAAUGGAGGGCCUGGUUGCUCUUCUCUGGGAGGAGCUAUGCAUGAAAUUGGGCCAUUCUUCGUCAACAGAGAUAACAAGACACUGUCCAAAAACAAAUAUGCAUGGAACAAUGUGGCAAACAUGCUCUUCCUUGAGAGCCCUGCUGGUGUUGGCUUCUCAUACUCGAACAGAACAUCAGAUUACAAUAACACUGGUGACAGGAGCACCGCAGAAGAUGCAUAUACUUUCCUCAUCAAUUGGCUUGAGAGGUUCCCAGAGUACAAGGGCCACAGCUUCUUUCUAACUGGUGAAAGUUAUGGCGGCCACUACAUACCACAGCUCGCCAACACUAUUCUGUCAAAUAAUAAAAUCAUGAACACCACUAUGAUCAAUCUCAAAGGAGUUGCUAUUGGGAAUGCAUACCUGGAUGAUGACACAAACACAAGAGCAACCAUCGAUUACUACUGGACCCAUGCUAUGAUCUCCAAAGAAACUCACACCGCAGUCCAGGAAAAUUGCGGCUUUAAUGGAACAUACACAGGACUCUGUAGAACCGCGAUAGAAGCAGCUAACAAUGAGAAGGGCCUUAUCGAUGAAUCCAACAUCUAUGCAUCGUUCUGCUGGGAUGCUUCUGAUCCCCAAAAGCAGCAUGCCUCGGUAAGCAACAAUGACCCCUGUGCCAGUUACUAUAUGCGAUCAUAUCUGAACCGCCAAGAGGUGCAGAGAGCACUUCAUGCUAACACCACAAGAUUGAAGCAACCAUGGUCAGAUUGCAGUAAUAUCAUUUCUCCUGAAAAUUGGAAAGAUGCCCAAGUCUCUAUGCUACCAUCUAUUCAGCAAUUAAUUUCAAGUGGAGUUAGCACAUGGCUGUAUAGUGGUGAUAUUGAUGCCAUUUGCCCAGUAACUUCAACGCUGUAUUCAUUAGACAUCCUGGGGCUGGAGAUAAAUUCAUCAUGGCGGGCAUGGUAUUCUGAUGAUGGUGAGGUUGGAGGCUAUGUUGUUGAGUACAAAGGUCUGAUAUUUGCAACAGUCCGAGGAGCUGGACAUAUGGUUCCUACCUACCAACCCCAAAGAGCACUCACCUUGUUCUCGUCAUUCCUGAAUGGGAAGCUGCCACCUGAGUGAUUGAAAUUUUACAAGCCUCUACUCUUUUGUUGUUUCUAACAAUGAAAGAUAGACUAGUGUUUGCAGAAAAAAUAAUAGAAACAUAGUAUACUUGCUUCCAUUGAGAUUAUUACAAAGAACCAACACAACAUUCUGAAUCAUCCAAUUUCUACAAAAUGUCCAACCUAAACAAUUCUGAUGAAAUACUUGUAUCGAAAUGGUUGCAUUUUUUGUGGCAGUUGUGCUCCCAGGAUACAGUGGAAGGUGUACUUUUGUGAAUGUUUCUCGAGUGGUUUCAAUCAAUUUUAGUUGGAUGAAAUGCAGACUUUAUCAAGGAGAACAAAGUAGCUAAAAAUGUACAAUUAUUAUUAAACAACAUUACUGGCAUAAGCUAAAUAUUCCCUUCGAUUCAAAAGAAAUGAUGUUUAGGGCAGUCACACGACAAUGUGAAGAUCAACUAACAAUUUCUUUUGAAAUAUGGCAUUUCAAAUAUAGAUAUUUAAACACUAAGUACUUUAGUCAUGAUGGUCACAGUUAAAAAGUUUGACCUGCAGGAAUUCAGAAAUGACAUACUUUUGAAUAAGAGGGACUAGCUUCUUAAUUCUUAUACUUGGUGCACUAAGGUCUCCCUCACUGCUGUAUGUUUCAGCGGACCACAAGAUGAUUCUCUAACAACAUCUAACUCUUUAUCCAAGACGUCCAUCAAGCAAUCAAACAGCAGAGGGUGUCUUGGUUUGCUCAAGAAAAGUAUGGGCAGGUUCCUUCCCAAUCUGCAACCUACAAAAGUCAAACGGACCAAAAAAGAAAUAGUUGACUUUGCCCCUAUUGGUGUUGGGGAAUCCUUUUUGCAUGGCCACUGGAGGAUGAUUUUCUUUUCUUCUUCUUUUUUUUUUGCAGAGUUAAACUUGACUAUAUGAGUUUUUCUUUCUUCAUAAUUGUAAGCAUAUGAACUCAUAAGGGACCAGAAUACCAACAGGGGGGGAAUUUUCCUUCCUGCCUCGGUAGCCUUGCUCUA
Molecule: messenger RNA, 2668 nt
Organism: Sorghum bicolor (sorghum)
Lineage: Eukaryota; Viridiplantae; Streptophyta; Magnoliopsida; Poales; Poaceae
Product: serine carboxypeptidase II-3
Exons: 8
Coding region: 169-1674 (501 amino acids)
Biological process (GO): proteolysis
Cellular component (GO): vacuole
Molecular function (GO): serine-type carboxypeptidase activity
Source: RefSeq, a predicted model, not a curated record